Messenger RNA from Botrytis deweyae, 1557 nucleotides. RefSeq lists its product as uncharacterized. The record is from RefSeq and is a predicted model, not a curated record. The transcript has 2 exons. Bases 1 to 1557 code for a protein of 518 amino acids. Lineage: Eukaryota; Fungi; Ascomycota; Leotiomycetes; Helotiales; Sclerotiniaceae.
AUGUCAUUCAAUCCGUCCGCCGCGCUGGCAUGUUCAUCUCUUCCUGCACCAAGCCUCUUCGGAGCCGAGAUCCUAUCUUUCCAGGCUAACCAAGUCACUAAUUACACUCGCACCAUCUCGAUGGGUCUAUAUAUGAAUCAUGGAGCUGUCGACAUUCAAGCAGCCAGCUUUUGCAACGUCUCUAUAGCUUACACUCAUCCCGGUCUUAAUGAUACAGUCAAUGUACAAGUCUACUUGCCAUCUACAGAAUGGAACGGUCGAAUGCAAGCCAUUGGAGGCAACGGCUGGCAGGCUGGCCUCAAAUACGUAGCUUUGGCGGGUAUGGCAGCAGCAAUGGGCAAGGGCUACGUAUCUUUGUCUACCGAUGCUGGUCUGGGAAGUAGUGAUAGCGCGACUUGGGGCCUUUUGAGUCCGGGAAACCCAAAUCGUAAUCUUCUGCAAAACCUUGCCUCAACAUCUCUUAACGACCUUGCAAUCAUUGGGAAGGAUAUUACUAACAAAUACUAUGGUACACCACCAGUCUACUCGUACUGGACUGGCUGCUCUCAAGGUGGCCGUCAAGGUAUGAUGCUUGCUCAGAGGUUUCCUGAGGCUUUUGACGGAAUCGCAGCUUCUUCGCCGGCCAUUAAUUGGAGUGGAUUAUUUGUGGGAGAUCUUUGGGCUCAUGUCAUAAUGAAUACCAUGAAUAUCUACCCGCACAUGUGCGAGAUGCAAGCAAUUACUGCAGCAGCUAUUAAGGCUUGUGAUGCUAAUGAUGGCCUUGUUGAUGGAAUCAUUGCAGAUCCUGAUUCCUGCAAUUUUGAUCCUACAUCUCUAGUUGGCACCACCAUAAACUGCACUGAAAUUGGUGAAAACUUUACGAUAUCUCCUGGAGCUGCCUAUCUUACUCAGGCUAUGUGGGAUGGUCCUAGAAAGUCAGAUAACAGUUCUCUUUUUUUUGGUCAACAGAUAGGCACUGUUUUAUCAAGUGACGACUUAUCUGCCGGAGGAUCACUUGCUCUUACCACAUGUUCAAGCAACGAAACUUGUACAGCAGAUCCACUAUCUCUUCUACUCCCGUGGAUAGCGAAGUUUGUUCGCAAAGACGACAACACCGAUACCUCAAAUAUAACGCGCCAGGAAUUUGAUCAGCUUUACCAUUCUUCCAUCAAUGAGUGGUCUUCUAUUAUAGGCACCAACGACCCGGAUCUUUCACAAUUUCGUGCCCGUGGAGGAAAACUUCUCACUUACCAUGGACUGGCUGAUGGCAUUAUCCCUCCUAACUCAACCACGAGCUAUUACGAUUCCGUUACCGCGCUCGACCCAAACGUACACGAUUUCUAUAGAGUGUUCAUGGCUCCAGGUGUCGCUCACUGUCUUGGCGGACCUGGUGCUUUCCCAGCUGAUACUUUCGAUACCAUGCGUGCUUGGAUUGAGAACGGCACUGUUCCAGAAACCAUGGAUUCUAUCUUCCUUUCAAACACGGCUAUUAAGCGUACUAUCUGUCCAUAUCCGCUUAAGCAAACUUACGAUGGUGUUGGAAAUGCUACUGCGAACGAGGGAUUCUCAUGCCAGUAA